UGCUUGAUGAAUUUGUGGAUACGAAAGUAUUACUCAGAAAGAGAAUAACGUUGGACUGCAUAUAUACUAGCAAUGAGACUUUAAUUCAGUCUUCCUGGCUGAAAUGGAAUGGAUCGUCCUGGGAACUAAUUGUUUCUACUCAUAAGACUUAUGGAAUAUAUAUUUCAGAAAACUACAAGGGUAAAAUGACAUAUGUUGAGAAUUCUUCAUCCGACUUUUCUUUAACUUUGAAAAAUGCGUCAGUAGAAGACACUGGUACCUAUCUGUGUAAAUUUACUGUCUUUCCAAUAGGCACAGUGCAGAAAAGGAUAAUAGUUCAAACAGAUGGUUUUGGUGAAAUUAUUUCAUCAAAUAAUGAGACAUUUACAGAGAAUUCAAGUAUUAUUUUGACCUUCCAGUAUACUUUAAAAGGCAAUGUGAUUAACGUGACCUUAGAAAAAUGUACAGAUGGCAAGGUGGACACCAUUGCAUACUGUGAACUGAAAAUACAUGGAAGAAAACAGCUGACUUAUGGUUUUGAUUACUCUAAGCACAGUCUUGUGAACUGUUCUGACCUUCAUAGUGUCACCCUCAGCAUCCAGCAGGCCUCCAGAAAAGAUGAAGGCUUCUACAGAUGCUACUUUCAUACAGAGGAGCUGAACCAAGCUGUUGUAGUACAUAUGCACCUAAAACAAGGAAUUGCUUCACUUUCUACUGUCCUUCUCAUGUAUGGGUCAUCUUUAUUUACAAUCCUAGUAAUCCUUAGUACUGCAUUGGUAUGUAUUGUAAGGAAAUGGAAGCAUAAAAAACAAGAGAUUAAGCCAGCAACACCCACAUUGUGUCCAGUAUAUAGUUCCCAGCAGUCUGACAACAUGAAGGAAGAGCACAUUUAUGCCAAUUUUCAGCCAAAUUCACUCAGAGAUUAUCCAGCAGUUCAAGGACAUUAUAACUGAAGGGUUGCGUAUAUACAUAAUGCAAAUUGUAAUGCUGUAAUAUGGAUGAUCUACUUCAGUGGGCUGCUUGAAAAUUCAGUUUAGCAUAGCUAAGUAAUUCAAAUGUAAUUAUAAACAUCUGGAUUAUUAUUUUUGUUAUGUGUUCAGCUAUUAGAUUUAUGGAAUGUCCUUUGCACGUAAUGAAGCAAACUGUAAUGUCGCAUACAGACGAUCAGACAUUCCGACAAAAAAAACGUGGAUUUUUUUCUGAUGGAUGUUGGUUCAAACUUG
Molecule: messenger RNA, 1202 nt
Organism: Rana temporaria (common frog)
Lineage: Eukaryota; Metazoa; Chordata; Amphibia; Anura; Ranidae
Exons: 5
Coding region: 186-932 (248 amino acids)
Biological process (GO): positive regulation of mast cell activation; positive regulation of natural killer cell cytokine production; cytokine production
Cellular component (GO): external side of plasma membrane
Source: RefSeq, a predicted model, not a curated record